AUGUCCACCAUCUUUGCCAAUUCAAUUGACUUUGGGAUCGCGAUAUCUGAACGGACGAUGCAGAUCAUGCAAACCGUCGACGCCGUCCGGAAUGUGAGAGUCACGCUGAAAGCAGGGGAGUUUAAGGAGAUCGAAGUCCAGGUCCCUUUGAUAAUGGACGGGAAGCGCGAGAACGUGAAGUUCGCACUGCCGUUGUCUCUCAUUGAGACUAUAUACAAGGUGGAAGACUCUUUACUUAUACCGUUCAAAUCAGCUCCGAAGUUUUGGAUGCAGAAAGGUCAGAGUCAAGGUCAAGGUCAAGGCCAGUAUCAAGGUAUCUGGUGUCGGCAAACCGAUAUCGUGGACCGGAAAACUCGGGAAGUGCUGGGAACAACUCCGGUAAUGAAUCGCAAGGAAACCCCCAUAAUUGACAUCGGUCAUUGGACGACCUACCGGAUUACCUUCAUCGCCGCUACGUUCAUGGAUCCGAGAUAUAAGCGACUAAAGACCGCUCUCGCGGACCAUGGUAUUCAUAUCACUAGCGUCCAAGACUAUAGCAUACUUCAAGGCACAGCUCCAGCCAUCUGGUCGCUGUUGGAAGACGAGAUCUCUGGGACUCAUCCACACCUCCAGGGUUCUGGUUUACAAGGGUCUGCAUUCCACGAGCUUGUCACCGGUCAAGUCAACCUCUCUUUCGAUGUUCGCUACCACUUGGAAGUCUGUGUGUCGAAUGGACUACUCCAGGAGCACACAAUCACCCGUGCGUUUCUGGAGCGUCUUGCGGCAAUGAGCCCGGUGGAAGCCACCCACAUGCUCGAUAAGGUCGUGAAAGACAAACAGGAAUGCUUUGACCCUAUGCUGAUCUUCGGCAAGCCUCGCAAGCCAGCCCGUUUGACGAAGCUUCCCAGCUACUGCAUCCUUUCGCGAUCGGCGAACAUCACGCCGACAUCGAUCCACGUUGGUCAGCUCGCAAUCGAAACAUCUAAUCGAAUCAUCCGGAAACACCUUGCGGACGCCGAUCGCUUCAUUCGAGUGAGAUUCACCGACGAGAAGACGGAAGGUGAGCUGUUCGCUCAAGAUAAUGGCUCAUCGGAUGCAAUCUUCGAUCGAAUCACCAGAGCCAUGACCAACGGUAUCGUGGUUGCCGGACGCUAUUAUGAAUUUCUUGCAUUUGGAAACUCCCAAUUCAGAGAGCGUGGUGCCUAUUUCUAUGCACCUACACCGUCAAAAUCCGCCGAUGAUAUCCGCCGGUCGAUGGGAGAGUUCGACCAUAUCAGGAUAGCAGCGAAGUAUGGAGCCCGGCUCGGACAAUGCUUCUCGACCACACGUGCAAUCAGGAGCGUCAAUGUCAAGAUCGAGGAGAUCGAAGAUGUCAAGCGGAACGAAUAUUGUUUCACAGACGGAGUUGGAAAGAUAUCGACCUUUUUAGCCCAAAUGGCCGCGAAAGAGCUAGGCCUACCACACGCUUUCCAUGAUCCUCCAUCGUUGUACCAGUUUCGCUUGGCUGGGUGCAAGGGUGUACUAGCUCUGGACCCCAGCAUCACAGGGCACGUUGUUCAUAUCCGCCCAAGCCAGUACAAGUUCGAGGCACAAAAUGGGGGCUUGGAGGUUAUUCGAGCUUCUGCACUCUCGGUCGCGACCUUCAACCGACAAUUGAUCAUCAUCCUCUCAACGCUUGGUGUUCCAGAUGCCGUAUUCAUUGAAAAGCAACAGGAAAUGGUCAAUGAUCUCGAGCGAGCGACCAAGGAAGAAGAUGUUGCGAUUCAAAAGCUCCAACGGAACAUCGAUUUGAAUCAAACAACACUCACUAUGGCUGGAAUGGUCAUCGAUGGCUUCAUGCGGAGCCAAGAACCUUUCAUGAUGUCGCUACUGCAGCUGUGGCGCGCGUACCAUAUCAAAUACCUCAAGGAACGGGCACGUAUCAUGAUUGAGGAGGGCGCAUACGUGCUGGGUUGUGUUGAUGAGACAGCUAUCCUGCGAGGCCACUACAACAAUCCGCAAUGUCGAAUUGGCGCUACCAGGGAGGAAAAGCUAGCUACCCUACCUGAAAUUUUUCUGCAGAUUACAGACACGGUAGAAGACGCCAAAACGGACAGAAAAGGCCAUUAUAAGAUCAUCUCGGGAAUAUGUGUGCUAGCACGCAAUCCGUCACUGCACGCUGGCGAUGUUCGUGUAGUGCGAGCGGUUGACGUAUCAGCGCUGCAUCAUUUGAAGAACGUUGUUGUUCUCCCCCAGACUGGAGAUCGCGACGUUGCAAACAUGUGCUCCGGUGGCGAUCUUGAUGGCGAUGAUUAUAUUGUGCUCUGGGACAAUGACUUUCUGCCAGAUAUCAUCAAUGAGCCUCCCAUGGAUUUUACAGCAGAGAAGCCAACCGAGUCCAAGGAAUCAAUCACCGUCAAAGACAUUACUGACUUCUUUGUCACCCAUAUCAAGAAUGACUCACUCGGUCGGAUCGCGACCGCCCAUCUAGCCCAGGCGGACUUCAGUGACAAAGGCGUUAAAGAUCCCAAAUGCCUUGAGCUGGCGAAGCUUCAUUCACAGGCGGUGGACUACUCCAAGAGUGGAAUUCCAGCGAGAAUGAACCCCGAACUCCAACCACGCAAGAAGCCACAUUUCCAGAGGAAGAAACAUCAAGCGGAACACAAGUUCUACAAGUCGAAGAAGAUCCUUGGGAAGCUGUUCGAUCAGGUACAGCUGGUUGACUUCGUACCUCAAUUUGAGAAUAGGUUUGAACUGGGUAUCCUGAAUUUUUGCGUACCCGACCAAGGCACACUUGCAAAAGCGAAGGAUAUCAAGUACGAGUACGACUCUGAGCUGAGAAGAUUGAUGGCAAAGCAUGCCAUUCGUACGGAGUUCGAGGCGUGGUCUGUCUUCGUCCUGUCACACAAUCUGGAGGCCCGCGACUAUACCUUUGCUGAGGAAUUCGGACGAACCAUAGCAUUGCUCAAGUCACGGCACCAAGAGCUGUGUUAUGAAGCGGCAGGCGUAGCGGGCAGGCAUGAGUUUGAGAAGCUAGCACCAUUCGUCACGGCCAUGUACACUGUGACCGCUAAUGAAAUGGAAGCUGCUAUCAAGGAAGCUCGAGAGUUGGGCCGCUCGAUGACACCUGAAGACAUGCCGUUGAUGUCUUUCCCGUGGCUAUUCGUCAACGAGCUCGGCAAGAUCAAAACUGUUAAUAAGGUUGGUCGACGGGAGCUUGCUGUUCCCCAGCAGCAUCAAUUUGCGAAGAAGCAUAAAGCUCUUAAUGUACCGGAGAAGGGUCUAGGCGAUAUCGUGACGCCACAAGGUAUCACGCACUUUGGCGAGAUCUUGAAGCUUGACUUCCGUCAAGGUAUGUAUGCUACGUCGAGUGUGAAGCGGACGAAGUGA
Messenger RNA from Didymosphaeria variabile, 3348 nucleotides. RefSeq lists its product as uncharacterized. Lineage: Eukaryota; Fungi; Ascomycota; Dothideomycetes; Pleosporales; Didymosphaeriaceae. Gene Ontology annotation, molecular function: RNA-directed RNA polymerase activity. Bases 1 to 3348 code for a protein of 1115 amino acids. The transcript has 3 exons. The record is from RefSeq and is a predicted model, not a curated record. Gene Ontology annotation, biological process: siRNA processing. Gene Ontology annotation, cellular component: nuclear RNA-directed RNA polymerase complex.